AGACCAGGUUAAACUCACUUUUAUCCAAGCACUGAUGAAUGGAAUGAUUACAAGCCUUUCUUGAUGACAGAAAUACAGUAACCGGCAGAAUCAGCUGCUGCAAAAAGCUCCUGGCCUCUGAUAUUGGAUCUCAGCUACAAUGUUCUCCGCGUGGAUUCUGCAUAUGGUUGGAUUCGCUCUGCUGGUCAGGGGAGACAUCAGUGAUGAACAGUGUCCUCUUCAUGAAGUCAAGCCUGGGAAAGAAUCUGCAGUGAUGGAUUCCUUGCAGUGCCACAAUGACUACAUGAGCUAUGCACAGUGCACAUGGGAGGUCGAUCCACAUGUUCAUCCACAAGCUACAGAAAACAUGCAUGAAUUGUACUACUGGGACACAACUUUAGAAGAAGAAACACUUUGCUUCUCGAAUAGAUCCGGUGUGCUUUUAUCCAGUGGGAAGAUCUCUCACAUGUGUCGCUAUAACACUGAAAGGUUUAACACAGGAACAGAUCACAUUCUCUACUUCAAAGUGCCCUGUGUACCCAGAGCCACGACUCUCAGAGUUGCUCAGAAAGGAAAAGUUAGGGCCCCAACUGUCUUGACAGAGACGUUGGCUGAUAACGGAGGUCGUCUGCUGUCCUGGAGAAGCCCGUAUCCGGCAUCCUCAAAAAUCGCUGGAACUCUUGUGUACCAGCUUCAGUAUCGCAUAUACAUGCAUAACUGGACUACUGUGGAUAACAUCAAUGCUUCCGAGUAUAUGAUUGAAAAGGAGUCACUGUUGGGUUACCAUUAUCAAGCCAGAGUGAGUGCGCGAGGCCCUCUAGGAGACUGGAGUGACUGGAGCCCCCUGGUGUCCUGGAAGACUCACAAUGAUGGAGCCUUUAACCUGCAGUGUGUGAUAAUGGAAGAAACAACUGUGACGUGUACCUGGCAAAUGAAGACAGAACAUUAUCAGUUUAUGUCUUAUCAUCUCUGGUGCAGUAAUAAUGAUAACACUGAACCCUCAGCUUGUUGCGAAGAUCCUCAGCUUCAGUCGAGCGACGUUGAGCUUUCUGAGUUUGUGUGUUCUGUAAAUACCCCUGACCCUUACCUGUUAACAGUGGAGCUGAGACCAGUGUACUACACUAGGACGUUCAGUACUUCAAAACACAUUCACCUUUCACAACCUGGCCAGAUCCAUGUGAAGGAAGUAGAUGGUGUUUUCAUACUGAACUGGACUGAACCUGCUGUUUCCGAAGAUAUUGAAUACUCCAUCCAGCUAAAAAUCUCACCCAACAAGGCCACAGAGAGCUUUGCUAAGGGGAGCAACGAUUUUGAGAUUCCCUCUACGAUUCUAGAUCCUUCAACUGAAUACCAGGCCCAGAUCAGAUUAUUGCAUGUACCUGAUGGUGUUUAUGAUGUUCAGCCAUCAGAAUGGUCGCAGCCAGCAGUGUUCAAAACUAAGCCAGUUUCAUCGCCCAUCAGCUCUGUAAUCUUCAUUUUGACUGCUGUGUUUGUGGUCGUGCUUUUUGUCAUCGUGUACAACAUCCUUCCAGCCUUACACAGAAGGAUCAAGUUGUGGAAGGGAUCAAUUCCAUCGCCCAUAAAGAGCAAAGUGCUGGAGGGGAUGAUGAAGAAGUCUCCAAGCGGAUGGCCAAAUCUCCAGAGUGAGAAAGAGUCAACCUCCAUCUGUGUACUACUGGCUGCAGACAAUGUCAGUCUCUGCAAAAGCAGUGUCUCUUGGGAGCCGCGUUUGUCACACAGUGAAGAUGCUGUUAAAAUGGCACGGUCAGGUGGAUCAAACCACUUGCACGCCUAUGUGAGUGAAGGCAUGUGCAAGGACAAAUCAGGCAUGAACUUCAGCGGACCUUAUAUUCUGUGCUGCGAGGAACCCUGCACCCAGGUCAAAUUUCCUGAUGCCUCUAUAGACAGAGAUCACAUAUGUGUGUCGGGAAAGUCUGAGAAUUUUGCUCCGGUAAAUGGAGGCUACGUUGUAACUCCUCCCAGUGCCAUGCCAGCAACUCAAAAGCCCAUCCCCGUCGACAGCCCUACCAAUAACCCUUCAAACGAACCCCCUGCGUACACCCCCGGCCCAGAUCAGGGUUGUAUGGUCCUCCCUCAUCCAUCUGGAUACUUCACAAUGCCAUGUGUCGUCACGGACUAGUCAGAACUGAGGAUAUGUGAAGAUUGCACAUUCUGGAACAUAAUGACCAAGGACUCAAUGACUGUUAGUUUGGUGCUUUAAAAAAAAAGAAAAAACAUGAAGGGCCUUACAGGCUCAAAGAAUGAGCCAGAGGUGGAAGACCAGAGCUAAGCACAAUGAGUGGAGCACAGUGAAUGUAAUUCAAAUCUUUGCUUUAUAUAAACUGUCACUUUAUGAGCAAUGUCUAGUGACAGAUGAAUGUUUCGCAUGCUCAUAAUGAAAGGGGGUGAAAGACUCAUUGGAGCUUAAGUAGGACUUUGAGUUGCAGCUGUUGUACUGUGAAAGUCUCACCAACGGAUGGCAGUGUUGCUUUAAAUGAAUGUAAGAAAAGUCUAAUUGUUUUCUCAUUUCCUCAGUGCAAACCGUGGAAAGCAAACAACGCAUUAGUCGAAAAUGACACAGUGCCUCACAUACCCACAGCAGGGAAUGUCUUCUUUUCUUCUUCAUAAGCUUUUGCAGUUAAUUCAGCUUGACAAACACUGGCAGCCUCAUUCACUAACUGUGUACGCAGGUAUUUGUGCGCAAAAUCUGCUUUUCACGCAGAAAUCACGUUCCAUCAGUAAGGUUCCAUAACUGACUGAAUGUAGCCUACAAGCACAUUGAUUUAUUAGUGAAUGGGGCGCAUUUUGUAUAUAAGCAGUGCUGUUUUGGAUUUUUGCAAUCUUUAUACUUUUUAAAACAUUUAAAAUGAAAGUUUUUUUUUAAAUCUCUCUAACUUACAUUGUGUUAAAAUAUUGCGGAUGUUGUUAUGUGUCAUCUAAAAC
This is a messenger RNA of Sinocyclocheilus anshuiensis, 2922 nucleotides long. RefSeq names its product interleukin-3 receptor class 2 subunit beta-like. The transcript is spliced from 14 exons. Gene Ontology annotation, molecular function: cytokine receptor activity; protein binding. Bases 140 to 2119 code for a protein of 659 amino acids. NCBI's taxonomy places the organism in Eukaryota, Metazoa, Chordata, Actinopteri, Cypriniformes, Cyprinidae. Gene Ontology annotation, biological process: cytokine-mediated signaling pathway. Gene Ontology annotation, cellular component: external side of plasma membrane. The record is from RefSeq and is a predicted model, not a curated record.